AAGAAUAAAAACAUUAAUUGCCUAAUUGUUAAAUUCGCUGUCAAUAAAUUUAGUCUUUCAGAACGCAGCGAAAUAAACAAGACGAAAAAUUGUCAUAAAAAAUCAAAACACAUAAGUUUGUGCAUUUAGCGGCUUCACUUAAAACCAAAAAACUUUUGUUAUUUCUUCAAUUAAUUGAAUAUAUAAUGCAAGGAUAUAUAGAUUAUAAUGAACUUUUAAACAAGACAAAAAUGAUCAACAAAGUGUCAAUGGAAAAGAUUGCAAAAUUCGAAAAACACAUGCAAUUAUUUCCACCACUGGCUGAUAAAACAAUUCGUGGCAUCUUCAAUGGUUUAUCCGUUGAGAUUUCUGGUAAAACUGGAAGAACUAUACUGCAACAAAAUGGCAAGUUUGGUUAUAGCAAGUCUUUACGAACUAGUCGACGUAAAGUCAAAAAAUACUUAAUAUUGGAAAUUGAGGAAGCAUUUUACCUUGCACACGUCUUAAAAGCUCUAGAAAUUUACGAUACAAAAGAACAGUUGUUAACUUUUUCAAAUUUUUUAUCUAUUUGCUUAAAGGUGGAUGAAAAUUUUAUUGAAAAUUUUGCUGCUUAUUUAUAUUUGAAAUCAAAAGGUUGGAUUGUGAAAUCUGAUGUCAACUAUGGAGGCAAAUAUGCUAUUUACAGAACAGGGCCAGAAUAUUUUCAUGCAAGUUUCAUAGUUCUAGUGACAAAAUUCGAUUCAUCUUCAAUAGCAAUCUUAAAGGCCAACUACAGAGUGCAACGUAUUGCAGAUAUAAAUAACAAGGAUGUCUUACAUUUGGAAGUCAGCAAAACAACUAAUUCUGAAAUAAAAUCUAUAGAAGAUUUUCAAGGCCUACAAAUUUCAGAAGUAGUGCGUCGUAAAUUUAACUUUUUAAAAGUUCUUAGCAUAAUCAAUUCUAAUAAUAAUAAAAGGUGAUCACCGCAAUUAUUUAAAUAUACAGAUUUUAAUGAUAAUAAAUUUUUAUAAAAAUCGAAAUCAUUUUGAUGUUUAUCAAAAACAGCAAAAAAAAAAAAAUAUUGCAAGAAUCAGUCAUUUUUUGUUAUUAAAAGAUUUUAAUAAACUGUUAAAGAAUUUUUUUAUAAAAACCUAAUUUUUUUUUUGAAAUUACAUUUUUAUUUAUUUUAAAUUAAAGUUAUUUACUAUGAAAACUUCGCCAGUCAAAUCGAUAAGGAGUUACUACUUUAUGAGGUUUCUUCAGAGCGGCGGAUUUUAUAACUGUUCGAAACCGCGUGAAACAAGAAUAAAAAACUCCAUUAACAGGCAUUAUUUUUAAAAAAUAACUGUAUUUAAUUUAAUAAUAAAGAUCAUAACAACUGAUUAGUUUUGUUUGCCCAUAACUUCCAAUUCAAGGAAAGUACUAAUGCAACAAUAUAUUAACAGCAGGCAUAUCAAGAAGCCACUACCUU
Messenger RNA from Teleopsis dalmanni, 1429 nucleotides. RefSeq names its product tRNA-splicing endonuclease subunit Sen2 (gene Tsen2). Bases 186 to 938 code for a protein of 250 amino acids. Gene Ontology annotation, cellular component: tRNA-intron endonuclease complex. Gene Ontology annotation, biological process: tRNA splicing, via endonucleolytic cleavage and ligation; tRNA-type intron splice site recognition and cleavage. NCBI's taxonomy places the organism in Eukaryota, Metazoa, Arthropoda, Insecta, Diptera, Diopsidae. Gene Ontology annotation, molecular function: nucleic acid binding; tRNA-intron lyase activity. The record is from RefSeq and is a predicted model, not a curated record. The transcript is spliced from 2 exons.